CUCUAUCUAAUAUAAAGGCCUUAAACCCUAAUUAACAUCUUUCCUGUAAACAGAAAUUCUCAGGCGCUCAAGGCCGGAAACCCGUAAUUGUAGACGUACUAUGCCCGUUAAGUUCAUUCCGCAGCUCCACUUCAUCAACCCAAAAUUUCCAGUCGCCGCUCGGAUUUUGUCGAUUCUCCACUCGGUCAUUUCGACCCAGACCCGAACUCAGCCACGGUGGUCGUGACAGAGGAGACGUGAAAGCUUCAAAGAGUUUGAUCGAAGAUGAAGCCGAACUCAGUGAUUGGGUCAGUGAUUUGAGGACCAGUUCUUUCCGUGGACGACUCACUAGCGAAGACGAGUCAGAUUCUGAUACGGUCAGUCAUAGAGGUGAGAGCCGCGGAGAUAGGAAUAAUAAUCAGGGCCGAGGUAGAAGUAGAGGAAGAGGAAGAGAUAGAGAAGGCUUUUCAAUGAAGAGGAGAAGGGACAUCAUCUCGGACGGGUUUGCGGAGUCCCCUAAGAGGAGAGCCCGCGGUCAGGCGAAUUCAUUUUCGAGGAACUCACGUGUAAGUCAGCGAUUUGAUAGUGGACGUGUGGAUGGUGAUGCGGACACAUUUAACUCGAGGAGAAAGAAAGUUGAGAAUAGAGAUUUGAUGAAUGGAAGGAAAGGUGGGAAAGGGAUGGAUUCAGGGUUUAGGAGAGAUGGGAAGGCAAAAAGGGGAAAACGGGAUUUUGUUGAUGAUAUGGAAGAUGAGGGCGAUAUUGAUGACAACGAGUCUGGGGGGAAGGAGUUAAUAGGGCAUCUCAAUGAUUUGGUUAAUGAGGAGAGUGAUGAUCCUGAUGAAGAUGUUCAAGAUGAUGGGAUGUUAAAGAGAAAUGCAACCUCUUCAUUUGGAUCGGAGAACUAUAGGCCUCUCUCACCUGAAAAAUCCGAUUCUUAUUUAAGCGAGUCUAGAUUCGAUCAAUGUUCGAUUUCUCCAUUGUCUAUAAAAGGAAUCAAGGAUGCAGGAUAUGAGAAAAUGACUGUUGUUCAGGAGGCUACUCUUCCACAUAUCCUAAAUGGUAAGGAUGUUCUUGCUAAGGCUAAGACAGGCACUGGAAAAACUGUAGCUUUUUUGCUUCCAGCAAUUGAAGUGGUUGUAAAAUCUCCUAUUGGUCGUGAUAAAAAACGACCCCCGAUUCUUGUGCUUGUUAUAUGCCCAACUCGGGAACUUGCAAGUCAAGCUGCUGGAGAAGCAAAAACCCUAUUGAAGUAUCACUCUUCUACUGGUGUUCAAGUUGUUAUUGGAGGCACAAAACUUGCCCUUGAACAGAAACAAAUGCAAGCAAACCCAUGCCAGAUUCUUGUUGCUACGCCUGGGAGGCUUAGAGACCAUAUUGAGAAUACUUCUGGAUUUGCUGCAAGGCUGAUGGGUGUGAAAGUCCUUGUACUUGACGAAGCUGAUCAUUUGCUAGACAUGGGAUUUCGUAAAGAUCUUGAAAAAAUAAUUGCUGCUGUUCCAGAGCAACGCCAAACGCUUCUGUUUUCAGCCACGAUUCCUGAAGAGGUUCGUCAAAUCUGUCACAUUGCUUUGAAAAGAGAUCAUGAAUUCAUAAAUACAGUUCAAGAGGGAACUGAGGAGACGCACACGCAGGUCAGACAGAUGCAUCUAGUUGCUCUAUUAGACAAACAUUUUCCCAUAUUAUAUGUUCUUUUGAAGGAUCACAUUGUAGAUAACAUUGAUUAUAAGGUUCUUGUAUUCUGUACAACUGCUAUGGUUACGAGAAUGGUUGCUAACCUUCUUGGUGAACUGAAGUUGAAUGUCAGAGAGAUCCAUUCCAGAAAGGCACAGAAUUACAGGACAAGGGUUUCUGAUGAAUUCCGGAAAUCAAAGGGCCUUAUUCUUGUGACUUCUGACGUAUCUGCACGUGGAGUUGAUUAUCCUGAUGUUACCCUUGUCAUUCAGGUGGGCUUGCCAGCUGAUAGAGAACAGUACAUACAUCGACUUGGUAGAACCGGCCGUAAAGGUAAAGAAGGGCUAGGCAUAUUGUUACUUGCACCUUGGGAGGAAUCUUUUUUAUCUACCAUCAAAGAUUUGCCCAUAACAAAAGGUUCAGUCCCACCGGUGGACCCAGACACAAAGGCAAAGGUGGAACGGGCUCUGUCCCAUGUCGAGAUGAAAAAUAAAGAAACAGCAUACCAGGCCUGGUUAGGGUAUUACAAUUCCACUAAACUGGUGGGUAGGGAUAAGUAUAGGCUUGUGGAGCUCGCAAAUGAGUUCAGUCGAAGUAUGGGACUUGAUAACCCCCCUGCCAUCCCCAAGCUCGUCCUUGGCAAGAUGGGCCUCAGGAAUAUCCCUGGUUUGCGCUCCAAAUAGUUUUGGCAUGCUAAACAAGGACGCUGAUUCUUAGGUAAUGCUUGUUAACGCACUUGGAAAAUACAGGCAGAGGAUUUUUGUAGGGAAACAUCUAUGCGCAAUUGUCGGAAUUUUUUCUUUUAAAGUAUUCUUAAUUUUGCUUA
Manihot esculenta (cassava) is the source of this 2479-nucleotide messenger RNA. RefSeq names its product DEAD-box ATP-dependent RNA helicase 31. The transcript is spliced from 11 exons. The record is from RefSeq and is a predicted model, not a curated record. Lineage: Eukaryota; Viridiplantae; Streptophyta; Magnoliopsida; Malpighiales; Euphorbiaceae. Gene Ontology annotation, molecular function: RNA helicase activity; nucleic acid binding; ATP binding. Bases 450 to 2336 code for a protein of 628 amino acids. Gene Ontology annotation, cellular component: chloroplast.